CACGACACUUGAAAUUUUGUGGCUCCUAAUUUUGUGCCUUGCCAGCCGGCCGUGGUGCACCAGCACAGACUGUCCCACACACAACAUGAAGUGGAUGUCAAUGGAGUUCGUGCUGUUGCUGGUUACUCUUCUGGUUUUUAGUUUAGUCGUUCAAAGGUUAUCACUGAAUCCAAGGUUUUCGUCCAAGGUUGAUUGAUCGGUUGCCAGAGUGAUAGCAAACGGACGCUUAGUAGCUAGUAGUAUUGUAGUCUCUAGAGUACCGAUAGUGGAACAAUCUCCAAAGUUUUCUUUACAAGAGUAGGGACUGUUCCGUUGUUGCUUUCUUCAUCAAGCUAGCAAGGCUCAUUCCGUCGGAGCCCGAAAAACCUCACGGGUUGGAUCCCAUCUUGCGUUGGACUGAGUUGAAACGUCAGAGUCCCACAACAGUAACAACCACAACAACCACAACAAGAAACCACCUGGACCUCUUGCGGUUUCCUCCAUCUUGGCGGUCGCUUCCACCGUUCCACUCACAAAACUCAUUGAUUGACUGAGAACAAGAACACAACAACAACAACAACAACAACAAGAACCAUGCCGACCAAACAAAUCUCUCCCGCCGCAUCUCCCAGUUCUUCCUCGUCUCCUUCGGCUGCGCCAUCAUCGAAUGAAGUGUUGACGACAUUUUCUCCCAAAAAGUCUGUCUUUCGCCGUCGCAAGCGGACAUCCUCCAACACGGUGCCCACGUACACACGCUCUCUCUCGUCGUCGCAACUCUCGUUGGAAGAAGCCAUUCCCAAGAAGAAAAAGAGUCUACUCAAACGACUCCUCAAAUACAGCGGAGGCGGCAGCAGCAGCAAAUCGAUGCACAAACAACAACUCAUUAUUGCGACACACCCCGAAGUGGAGGAAGACGAUGAUGACACGGAAGAACGUUGCCAUUUGGACAAUGGAGAAGAAGAAGAAGCCAUUGCCUUGGAUUCACGGGCGUGUGACGAACGCAACAAUGAACUCUACGAACAAGCCAUGGCUACUUGGACACAAGCAUUAGCGUUGGUCAAGGAGGUUCGAUUGACGCAUCAAAUCAAGUGUCGCAUGAUUUCACUUCACCUCUUCCUCCAUGCUUCUAGUAGUAGUGAGCUUCAUUUGGAACGCGCCAAUCAAUUGAUUUCCGAAUUGGAGCCAUUGGAAGAUGACGAUGGUGCGGCAUUGGCAUUGGAAGGAUCACCCCUAUUGUUGGAGUUAUUGAUGAAACAUUCUUGCUGGGCGCUCGCGCUGCAAGUGUCCCAUUCCAUGCCUCAUAUGGACCCACUUGUCUUAGCGAGACUUCAUUUGGAAGUGGCACUCGAAGGAGGAGAAGAAGCCAUCGAAAAAUAUCACGAUGAAGAAGAUGAACUAGACGAUCCCCUGUUGGGUGAAAAACGAUUCCAACAAUUGUCGCACCUAUCCGAAUGCCAUCAAUUGCUCUUGUCAUUACACGCCAACGCCAAUGAAACUACUUACCAAACACUCUGGCAGGAAUUGGCACAAGCGUACGGUGUCAUGGGUGAAGAUGAACUCGCACUGGGAUGUUCGCAAUCACGGCUCAGUCAUUUGACAUCACCCCUCGAAGUCGCAUUGGCGCAUUACGAUCAAGCACUCAAUGUACUGGCGCCAGUUGGACAGUACGAAUUGGCACUCAAGGAAGCCGAGUUGGCCUUGGAUACAUUGCAACGCGCAUUUUCACCGCAGCAGCCCGCGUCCACCAAUACGAUUCUAGCCGACACUAAAGAAGGCGUCGAGGAAGGUGACGAGGUGGAUUUGUUGUGGAUUCGGCUCUAUCAAUUCAAGGCGGAUGUAUUGUGUCGCAUGGGACGACUCAUGGAGUCGAUUCACAGUUAUGAACGACUCUUGCAGUGCUACAAGUCUUCCUCUACGCAUGGGCCCGCGGAUGCCGCCAAUGUCUUGUACAUUUUGGGCAAACUGUCGGUUCGGGCCAAGCAAUUCCACGCCGCACUGGAUUACUUUGAUGAAGAACUGACAAUGACCAAGAGCGUGGUGGGGCACACCCAUUUGGCCAUUUCCAAAAUUCUACACGAAUCUGCUCGUGUCGCUGAUGCCGGCAUGAUGGAUUAUCCCCGGGCGGUGCGCUAUUACCAAGAAGCCUUGCAAGUCGAGACACGCGUCUACCAACAGUCCAAACAAGAAAAUGGGACGUCGCUCCUGCAAGAUGCCAAGGCGCAAAUGGGGGAGACCAAACAGUGCUUGGGAAAGUUGCAUUUCAAGAUGGGGGACUUUACCAAGGCCAUGAAGACCACCUUGGCGGUGGACAAGUAAAACAAAAAGGCUGCUCAUCAAUUUGGCAUGUCUUUGUCUGAGAUUGUAUUGUACGGUAGGCCUUCUGAGCUCUUUUUGUGUUAAAAAGAAAAAGAGACAGGAUGUAACAUGAUUUUCAAUUUCGAGGAAGAAAGAUGCAGCAUUCUACAAAAAGAAUCAUACCAGUAGUGUAACAAAUACAGUAAGCUGCACCUACAGUAU
Molecule: messenger RNA, 2496 nt
Organism: Seminavis robusta
Lineage: Eukaryota; Bacillariophyta; Bacillariophyceae; Naviculales; Naviculaceae
Source: the annotation of a GenBank genome assembly